This is a messenger RNA of Lycium barbarum (goji berry), 2107 nucleotides long. RefSeq lists its product as uncharacterized. NCBI's taxonomy places the organism in Eukaryota, Viridiplantae, Streptophyta, Magnoliopsida, Solanales, Solanaceae. The record is from RefSeq and is a predicted model, not a curated record. Gene Ontology annotation, molecular function: acetylglucosaminyltransferase activity. The coding region runs from base 79 to 1578 and encodes 499 amino acids. The transcript is spliced from 3 exons.
AUCACCAUAACACUUAGAAACUCAAAAAACACAAAUUAAACUUAAUGACUCGUUUUUGUAUCUAUAAUUAUAACAAUAAUGACUUCUGCUUCUUCUCAACGACCAGCAUUUGGCCUAAGCAACCUUCGCAAAACUGUAACUUGGCUAUUCAUCACCUUGUUAAUCAUCUAUCUUCUUUAUUCAUUCAACUUAAUUCUCAAUAAAGAUUCCCCUGAAUGUACUUUGCCUUCAUCAUCAGAAUUAUCCACAAAAGAAGCAUUUUCCACAAAACACCCUCCAGCUUCUCAUAAUUCCAAAAACUCAACUUCCCUUUCUCUUCAAGAAAAUCCAAGGGAGCCUGAAACAGGUCUAAAACACAUUGUAUUUGGAAUAGCCGCGUCUUCGAAUUUGUGGGAUAAAAGAAAAGAGUACAUUAAAUUAUGGUGGAGGCCAGGGGAAAUGAGAGGUGUUGUUUGGUUAGAUAAAAAUGUUACAAUCAAGAAAAAUGAAGGUUUGCCUGAAAUUCGAAUUUCAGAGAAUACGACUAAGUUUCUUUACACGAAUCGACAGGGGAACAGAUCGGCUCUUAGGAUUUCGCGUGUUGUUUCUGAGACAUUAAGGUUGGAACCUAAAGAUGUACGAUGGUUCGUAAUGGGAGAUGAUGACACAGUGUUUAAUGUGGAUAAUGUCGUUAGAAUUCUUUCAAAAUAUGAUCAUAAUCAGUAUUAUUACAUUGGGAGUUCUUCAGAAAGUCAUAUUCAGAACAUUUUUUUCUCAUAUGCCAUGGCUUAUGGUGGAGGCGGAUUUGCAAUUAGUUAUCCAUUGGCAAAAGAGUUGGAAAAGAUUCAAGAUCGUUGCAUUCAGCGAUACCCUGGAUUAUAUGGUAGUGAUGACAGAAUUCAAGCUUGCAUGGCUGAGCUUGGGGUCCCGCUUACGCGAGAACCUGGAUUUCAUCAGUAUGAUGUGUAUGGAAACUUGCUAGGCCUAUUGGGAGCACAUCCUGUAACACCUCUAGUAUCAAUUCACCAUCUUGAUGUAGUGGAUCCUAUAAUCCCAAGGAUGAGCAGAGUUGAAGGACUACGGCGCCUUUUUGAGUCGAUGAAGUACGACACUGCCAGCAUAAUGCAGCAGUCGAUCUGUUACGACAAGCAGAAGUACUGGUCUAUUUCAGUGUCUUGGGGCUACGUGGUUCAGAUCACGAGGGGUAAUAUCUCGCCUAGAGAAUUAGAAAUGCCAACAAGAACAUUUCUUAAUUGGUACAAAAGAGCUGAUUAUACAGCCUAUGCAUUCAACACUAGGCCUGUGACAAAGCACCCGUGCCAGAAGCCUUUUGUGUACUAUAUAAGUGCAGCCAAAUAUGAUCGAAGCAACAAUCAGAUCGUUGGGAUUUACCAUCGUCAUAGAGAGUCGUACCCUUAUUGCAGAUGGAAAAUUGAGUCACCUGAGAGUAUCAAUGCAAUUGUUGUGUUGAAAAGGCCAGAUAAUAACCGUUGGCAGAAGGCAGCAAGAAGGGAUUGUUGUAAAGUUCUACCAUCAAACAACUCCUAUUUGUACAUUUGGGUAGGCAGUUGCCAAGCAGGCGAAACCAGUGAAAUGUAGCUGUUGGAAGGAACACGUGGAAUUGGCUAAGCAUUUUAUUCGAAAAACUAUAGAGCUAGAAUGGAUGGUUUUGUGUCUAUUACCAAUUCUUCCACCUGAGUUGAGACCGACCAUUCAAAUAGAGCUCAGAUAUUAAUGAACUCUAUAGAAGAGUUAUUUAUAGGAACAAUACCCUUACCGUUAUAUUAACAACAAGUAGAUCUACGCCAGGAGAAUUAGUAAUGUGUUAAGAGAAAUUAGUAGGCUUUAGUUUUUCGCUUCCCUCUGUUUUUGUAUCAAUAGCAUUUGAUUAGGAUAGGAAGAAACUAUUCAGAAGUUGAGAAGUAGUAAUUUUGCAGAAAUUAUACUACUUACUAAAGAGCCCAUAUAAGCCCACACUAGACUAACAGUGGAAAGCAAAAUGAAUUUUGAUUUAGCUAGUAAAUGCAAUACAAAUUUAACCAACAUAUAAGAUAUUCUUUCAUUUUACUGCAAAGAUAUGUUAUCUGCAUAAAAAGUUAAAUUCCCAUCGAAACAUAUCCAGUAAAUG